This is a messenger RNA of Eimeria acervulina, 1005 nucleotides long. RefSeq lists its product as hypothetical. The coding region runs from base 1 to 1005 and encodes 334 amino acids. The transcript has 2 exons. The record is from RefSeq and is a predicted model, not a curated record. Lineage: Eukaryota; Apicomplexa; Conoidasida; Eucoccidiorida; Eimeriidae.
AUGGAGAAGGACAAAAUGCCUAUUCAAGAAGCCAUCGCGUCUCUCAUGGGGCAGCGCAGCUCGCUGCUGCCAGCAGACUACGUUGACAGCACCCCUGCAGGGCAACAGCUGCAGCAGCAGCUGCAACAGCAGCUGCAACAGCAGCUACAACAGCAGCUGCAACAGCAACUGCAGCAGCAACAACUGCAGCUGCAGCAACAGCAACACAUGCAACACCAGCAACAGCUUGCGACAGUCAAGGAUGCACUCACCUCCAUAAGGGAGAGGCUGCUGCUCUCCCAGGCGAGACAGAGGCAGCAGCAGCAGCAACAGCAGCAGCAGCAACAGCAGCCGCAGCAGCAGCAACGGCAACAGCAACAUCUCCAGCAGCAGCAGCUGACGGAGCGAGGCAACCACCAGGAACAACAACGACACAAUAGCCGACAGCAGCAGCAGCAGCAGCGCCAACUUGAACAGCAGCAGCAGCAGCAGCAGCAGCAGCAGUUCAUGAUGCUGCAGCAGCGGCUGCAGGAGCGCACGACUCCUUUUCAAGCUGUUGCUAUUAAUGCUAAGGAAUUGGAGAGGGUGCAGCAGCAGCAGCAGCUCGUCCUUUCCCUUCUGCACAGGAGGCUGCAGCUGGAGGCGCAGCAGCAGCAGCAGCAGCAGCAGCAGCAACAGCAACAGCUGCUGCAGGGUGCCAAUGUGCCACCGAACUUUACAAGUGCAGCAUUCCCGAACAGCAGCAGCAGCGGCCGCUUCCGCAGCAGCAGCAGCAGCGCAUCACUGAACAGCGUAGGAGCAGCACGUCACAACAGCAGCAACAGCAGCAGCAGCUCGCCGAGGGGAGAUGGGACGAGCUCUGCAGCAGCAGCAGCAGCGUCUGCUGCAGCAGCACCUGCUGCUGCUACUGCUGCUCCUGGGGACGCAGGACAGAUGCAGCUGUUGCAGAGCGGAGACUACACAACGCUGCAGCUAUUAAAGGCAGCAAAACAAAAACCAAAGUGUACAGACACCGCAAUGCAUUAA